AAACUGUUUUGCGUUUAGUGUUAUUGCGUUGUAUAUUGACAAGAGCCUCUAUCUUCUAGUUGUGCACUCAUUUGCGUGGCGGCGGCAGAAAAGCGCUUAUCACCAAGCGCAAGCGUGGUGAAUUGCACAGAGCUGCAAAACGCUAAAACAAAAAAUGUCACCAGCAACACCAUUUUGGAGGUGUUGCGCUUGGUCCGGCGUGCUGACUGGCGUUAUUACGACCGCGCUGGACCCCCACCUCCACGGUCGACGGCGCGACGAUGUCGACCACUCUACUACCCCAAAAACGUCAGUACUGCUGACCCCAACAGGUGAAGCAGCGUCCGCGUUAUUGCAGCGCGAGGAGGAACAUCAAACUCGUCAAAUGGCAUCGACUAAAACAAGUAAAAGAUCCCAUCAGCUGCAGAGAGAAGUAGUCGCUACCAGCUCCAGCAGGUCUACUUCUAUGAAGAACGCCCAAGCUGCAAUACAAGCUGCUUCAGCAAAUAAAAAUACUACUAGAAGUGUCGGCUCACCCGAGGAGGGCACGACAAGAAGCGGAGCAACAAACGAACAGGUCGUAGUACAAAUGAGGACGAGCAACUAGGUUAACGGAACGACGACAGGAUCAGGCACUUCUUCUUUUUCUUCCACCUCCUCUUCCGUGGUGAAACCAGCGAGGCGACACUUGAUGUCGAUGCUGCGACAAGAGAAGAACAAGAAAAGCAGCAAAAACACCGGUCGGCGGAGGACAGAGGACGAGGUGCUCAUUCCAGCUGAAAUGCUGGUGGAAGCGAGUACCCCCCUGGAGUACCAAAACCAAGCGGGGCCGUUGAAGUACGAGAGCGGACAAGGCACAUCUUGGUCCGAAGGUGGCACCUGCAACGUGAUCGGGCCAACCAGCGCCACGGAAGUCCACCCGGAAGAUGGAUUGAACUGGUGGCGCGUGCAGUUUGCCGACGGGAAGCCGCAGCACCUGACCCGGCUCGAUCUGUUCAACCGGCACAACGGUAUCAACUGUAAAAAUGUCUGGGUCUGGAAGAAUUCAUGUUUGUCAUGCUUGUCUGGCAUGACUCUUAAAUCUGUCAUGCACGUUACCCAAGUUCUCCGUUUUUCUGUGAUGCAGAAGCACAGUUUGUCAUGCAGAAUAGGCAACACCUAGGAGCUCAGAAAUUUGUCAUGCUGAGCCAGCAUUAGUAGCCUCAUCAUGAGACGCCACCCAGCAUCACAAGUUUCCAGACCCAGACAUUUUUACUUUUGAUAAACGGCUACCGCGAUCGAUUGGACAGUGCCACGGUGUGGUUCGACCCGACUCUCCAGGCGGAUGAUAUGGCGUUCUCAACUGUUACAUUCUCAAGUGUUACAUGGAUUUGUAAUGCAAGAACAGCAAGAGUCAAGGUGGCAAGCUUGCUGCUUUCGCAUCACAGAUUCGGCACAGAUUUAGAUGCUGUUUGUCCCCUCGGAGUCGGAGAUUUGUCAUGCGAAGUAGCUUGAUCAUCUGGCGGCUUAUGGUAGUUUUGCAUGACAAAUCCAUGUAACAGUUGAGAAUGUAACAUUUGAGAAUCCCAUAGCGGAUGAGGAAGCCGUCGACGCGGCGGGGGCGGCUGAAAUCGGGAAGGAGCUGUACGCGAAGCUGCACGCCGGAAACCUCGAAGCGGGCAAAGACUACGUCCAGCUCGGCGCAGUUGCAUCCGGGCAGGAGGAGGGAACGCAAAGCAAGAUCGGCGCCGCGGAAGGCAGCUUCCCGGUGACGCAGCCGGUCAAACGAGUGUACGUACUCGCGCCGAUUCACCGACUACCAGCUAGUCCAAGUGGCAAUAAAUAUAAAUUUGGCUUAGACAAGCUUACCAUCUGCGGUGCCCUGCUGUACGCGCCAGCAUGGAGCCUGGACGCAGAAAACGCCCAGUGGCUGACGACCACCACCACAUCCACAUCCACAGCGAAAACGGAAGCUGCGAAAAUGGAAACCGACGACGGAGCGAACAAGUAUGGCGUUCUCAAACGUUAGAGUCUCAGCUGUUGCAUGAAUUUGUGAUGCAAGAACGGCAAAACUAAAAGGGGUCGUGACCUUGCGCGUAUUGCAUGACAGAUUCCUCGGCGCAGAUUCUCAGCCUGUUUGCCUCUUCGAGAAUUUGUCAUGCGAAGCAGCUUGAUCGUGUUAAUUCUGAUGUGAUUUUGCAUGACAAAUCAUGUAACAGCUGAGACUGUAACAAUUGAGAACGCCAUAACAAGUCCGCUGCCCGAAACAAGUCUAGCAGCCCGAUCGCCGCGAUUAAGUACCAUCACGACAACAAUGGCGAUGGCGUUGGGCUUCGCAGCGUUUUAUUGAGCAGGUUGGAAGCUGUGUCUGUGAGUGUUAGUACCUGCGCGCUUUGGUCGUUUUGGUGAUGGAUCGUUAGCUUAUUUAGCCGGCCGUGUUAGUUGUGCAAUAGUUGCCGAACUUACUAUUAUUGUUUGUCAGGACGAGUACUACUGGCAAGAACUUGGCAGGAGCUACACUGAAAGACAAUCAGAUUGAGGCCGCGAUGUGAGACGAUUGAGACUCGAGUCCUAUAAUAUUGUUUAAUAUUUCGAAACCGCAAGAAGUCCCACGACCCAUGUCGAUGUCGGCGCGCUUCUACUUCUUCAGAGUUCAUGGGGGUCGACGCUGCAACAGUCAAAAUCAUACAGCGACAUUCUAUAAAUAUACGCGAAGCGACAAGAGAUGACCAAUUAUGUAGCACUACGGAGACGAUUUUCACAUAUGAAUCGAAGAUGAACGUGAACAAUUCGCGACAGAUAAGAUCUCGUCGUCGACUCAUUCCAGC
Molecule: messenger RNA, 2786 nt
Organism: Amoebophrya sp. A120
Lineage: Eukaryota; Dinophyceae; Syndiniales; Amoebophryaceae
Source: the annotation of a GenBank genome assembly